Microbotryum saponariae is the source of this 1080-nucleotide messenger RNA. The record is from the annotation of a GenBank genome assembly. Lineage: Eukaryota; Fungi; Basidiomycota; Microbotryomycetes; Microbotryales; Microbotryaceae.
AUGCCUUCCGUUCGCGACGUCUCGGCCGAGGCCUUCAUCAGCGCCUACUCGAGUCAUCUCAAGAGGUCGGGUAAGUUUCAUGGCGCUGGUAGCAUGGUUCGCCUGCGGUGCGAGACUGCUGGCCGCUGCGUCGCAUACGCCCACGCCCGCCCGCGCCUGGAUGCUGACUGCCUGUGCUGGCUGCACGACUACAGGCAAGAUCGAGGUGCCGACUUGGGUUGACAUCGUCAAGACCGCCACGUCCAAGGAGCUCGCACCUUACGACCCUGACUGGUUCUACAUCCGAGCAGGUGAGUGAUUGCGUCCGUGCUGCCGAUCGUACCUCGUCGAGCUGCCCGCCGCGCGCCUGGCGACCCGCAUCGUGCGAGGCCGUUUUUUUUCGCUGCCGCUGCGCGCCUACUCCACCGCAUGCUUCACGUGUGGCCGGGCCCGCUGUCAUUGUUUCGCGAGCACCUGUCACGCACGCUGACCCGUGGCACAUUUCCUCCGCACAGCCGCCGUCGCUCGCCAUAUCUACCUUCGCAAGCACGUCGGUGUUGGGGCCCUGCAGAAGCUCCACGGUGGCGCUGCUAACCGUGGCAACCGUCCUUCCCACCACGCCAAUGCCUCGGGUGAGUUGGCCUGGCUAGCUCUCCGUGCCCACCCAUCCGGCUCACGCCAUACCAGCACCAAAGUGGCGUACUCAUCCCCUCCUGAUUUUAUUUUGUCUCUUCGAUGAAUAGGAUCCGUGGAACGAAAAAUUCUCCAAGCCUUGGAGAAGAUCAGUGUGCUCGAGAAGGACCCCCGAGGUGGCCGCCGUAUCUCCCAGGAUGGUCAGCGUGAUCUGGACCGAAUCGCAUCAGCUGUCAUCGAGGCUGCGCGUGAGGAGGCUGACGAGGAGGAUGACGAGGUCAGUCGACUUUCUCUGCUUGCUGCACUUCCGUGCGGAAACGGUUGGCGGGCUCCUGCGUCAGGGGAGUGGUCGGGUCGCUUCCCUCAGCCCCUUCCUUUGCCUACAGCCUUGGCCUUUCUUACGGGUGGCCAAGACGACCAAGCAGCUGACACCGAACUUUCUCUUGUGCCCUUUCUGCUUCUCAGUGA